UAUUCUUCAUGUAUUAAACCACCACAUUACUCAUAAACUCAAACUCCGGCGCCGGCCAAUCAUGGGAUCAAUAGACAAUCCAAACAAUUGGUCACCAUAUAACUAUUUCCCAGAUUGUUCACAACCUAUUUGCACAUCCUACUGUCCCCAAUGGUGCUACAUAAUCUAUCCAACACCACCACCACCUUCUCCGGCGCCGGCCAAUUUCUCCCCACUCAUAAUCAUACUCAUCGGAAUCUUAAUCGGAGCUUUCUUCCUCGUGGGUUAUUACACAGUCAUUUCCAAAUACUGCAAAGGAACAAGUAUAAGAACAAGAUCAAACGACCCAGAUUCAAUCUCAUCUCCAAUUGAAAUAUCAAGUCCAUCUGGAGUUGAUGAUUCAAUCAUCAGAUCUAUUACAGUUUAUAAAUACGUUAAAGGAGAUGGGAUUGUUAAUGGAACAGAAUGUUCUGUUUGUUUGAGUGAAUUCGAGGAGAAACAGAGUUUAAGGAUUUUGCCUAAAUGUAGACAUGCAUUUCAUCUUCAUUGUAUUGAUACAUGGUUGAAAUCUCAAUCUAAUUGUCCUCUCUGUCGAUCGAUUGUUGUUCCUGGCGUUAACCCAAUUAUUGAUCAAUUUGAUCAGAACAGGCGGGAUUCUUCGAAUUUGAAUGUUUCGUCUCUUCAAGUGUUGCCUAUUAGGGAUCUUGUUUUGGUUGUGGAUGAGAGAGAGAGGGUUAUGGAUUAUAGAGUUGAAAAUGGAAUUAGAAGAUCUGUUUCAAUGAUGGGUGAAUCGUUUUCAUGUCAAUGGAAUGCCGGACAGCUUCUUGUUGCGGAUAUUUUGUUCAUGAAUGGUGGUGGUGGUGAUGAGGAGAUGGGUAUGGAGAUUCAAGAAGUAGAGAGAGAAACAAUGGAAGAACAGAGCAAUGGUACUAGGAUGAUGAGAGACAGAAUAAAUUCUUCUUGAUAAUAUUUCGUUUUGUGUAUAAUAUUGAAGUUGCUAUUGACUAAUGACUUGUUUGACUGUCGGGUUAAGUUAAAAAAAAUAUAGUGUUCAUUAUCUCAUUCUAAUGUAUUAUUUUUAAUUUUUUU
Impatiens glandulifera is the source of this 1068-nucleotide messenger RNA. RefSeq names its product RING-H2 finger protein ATL52-like. Gene Ontology annotation, molecular function: transferase activity. Lineage: Eukaryota; Viridiplantae; Streptophyta; Magnoliopsida; Ericales; Balsaminaceae. Bases 62 to 943 code for a protein of 293 amino acids. Gene Ontology annotation, biological process: protein ubiquitination. The record is from RefSeq and is a predicted model, not a curated record. The transcript has a single exon.